AAGAGACAAAAUUAGUCCUGACAAUAUUCCCUUUAAUUAAAAGUAAAUUUCAACUUAUUUUUUAAAUUUCUUUCUAAAACAUAAUAUUUUAAUAGAUAUAUCCUGUAAAAUUUGAGAUGUAUUGUGGGAAUUCAGAUUAAUUGGAAUAUGUACGAAAGAACGCGUACUGUGUUCCUGCUUCCUACCCGGUCUAAAGGUGUUUGUGCAAGAUCAAGACACCUCGUGUGAACUGAAAGCAGACUUGGAAUUUUUCAGGUUUGUCCAGCAAAUAUAGAAUAUAAAGUUGUAAGGAUGUGAAGAUUUUCCAAUGUUGAGAAUCUUCCAUGGUGUGAUGUAUGCAACUGGUAGGUUCCUUGUUGCGAGGUUGAUGAAUACAAUUCAACCAUGCAACCUAACAAAGUUGACUGAAAGCACCCCUCUCAAAAAGUUCCAAGCUUUAUAAACAAACGUUCGAGAAAGUAUUCUCUAUUUUCUUCUUGUCAUCUUUCCUUCAUUCCAUGUCUUUAUAGCCGCUCCCUGCUGCCACCAUCUCCAUGAAGCUCAACCGUCUUUGCAUCAUCUUGCCGGCUGACUUGGAUGAAAUCGCACAAUAUGGCCAACCCAGGCUCCCUCCACCACCUGCAAAAGCAGAGGCGAAAAAACACCACCACCACCACCACCACCAUGGUUGCGGGAGUCAAGUUGUAGCUUUCUUUGGUGACUCACUUCGCCGGUUGUAUGACUCGAAAUGGGUUGGUUGUUGUCAGCCUGAUAAGCCAAGAAAACAACCGUCUGGUGCGUUUUACGACCUUGACGGAAUUCAAAUGUCUGAGAAGGUUGGUGGUGACAAUCCGAGGAUUUUCAGUUAUGCUGAGCUUUUUAUAGGCUCUAAUGGUUUUAGUGAAGAUGAAAUUCUUGGGAGUGGAGGUUUUGGCAAAGUGUAUAGAGCCGUUUUACCAAGUGAUGGUACUGUAGUUGCUGUGAAAUGCUUGGCUGAGAAAGGGGAACAGUUUGAGAAAACUUUUGAAGCCGAGUUGGUUGCUGUAGCUAACCUACGACACAGGAACCUCGUCAAGCUACGAGGAUGGUGCGUUCAUGAGGACCAGUUGCUUCUGGUUUAUGAUUACAUGCCCAACCGCAGCCUUGACAGGGUGCUCUUCAGAAGGCCAGAGAACUUCACAUCACCAACUCUUAAUUGGGAGAGGAGAAGGAAAAUAAUUGGUGGCCUGGCAGCUGCACUACAUUAUCUUCAUGAACAAUUAGAGACUCAGAUUAUUCACCGGGAUGUAAAGGCGAGCAACGUGAUGCUCGACUCCCAUUUUAAUGCUCGGCUAGGUGACUUCGGCUUGGCACGAUGGCUGGAACAUGAACUUAAGUACCAAACCAAGUUGCCUUCAAUGAGAAACCGCCAAUUUCGCUUAGCAGAGUCAACAAGAAUCGGCGGCACAAUUGGUUAUCUGCCACCUGAGAGUUUCCAGAAAAGAAGUGUUGCUACUGCAAAAUCUGAUGUUUUCAGCUUCGGGAUUGUUGUGUUAGAGGUGGUAUCUGGGAGGCGAGCUGUGGAUCUCACAUGCCCAGAGGACCAGAUUAUUUUGCUGGACUGGAUCAGGAGGCUAUCAGAUGAAGGGAAGCUUUUACAAGCAGGAGACAACAGGCUCCCAGAUGGCUCCUAUGCACUCUCUGAAAUGGAACGGUUGAUUCAUCUCGGGCUUCUUUGCACCCUUAAUAACCCACAACUCCGGCCGAACAUGAAAUGGAUUGUGGAAAUACUUUCCGGCGACAUUCCCGGCAAACUGCCACCGCUCCCAUCAUUUCAGUCCCACCCUCGGUACAUUUCUUUAUCAUCCCCAUCUAAUACUAGCACAAGUAACACCAGCACCACCAGGUCCACCUCCACCCCCAGCUCCAACACAACAAUCACAUCCGCUUCUUCAAACUUUGUGACAGCCAUUGGAGAAACUAUAUAUGCAACUGCAGAAUUUGGAAACCAUGACUUUAGUUCUUCUAACAACAGAAGUCAUCGACGAAGCACACACUUCAUGGUGGAAACUCCAAGAGAAAUAUCCUACAAGGAAAUUAUUUCUGCUACAAACAAUUUCGCUGGCUCACACAGGGUAGCAGAGGUGGACUUUGGAACUGCCUACCAUGGCAUUCUCGAAGACGGCCACCGAGUUUUCGUGAAGAGGCUUGGCAUGACAAAAUGCCCCGCAAUCAAAACUCGAUUUUCAUCUGAACUUCAAAAUUUAGCCAAGCUCCGCCAUAGAAACCUAAUACAGCUCCGUGGAUGGUGCACUGAGCAGGGAGAGAUGCUUGUUGUCUAUGAUUAUUCCGCAAAUCGUCUCCUAAGUCACCUCCUUUUUCAUCAUGAUAACAGAGUUGGUCACUCUAUCUUGAAAUGGCGUCACCGAUAUAACAUUGUGAAGUCACUUGCUUCUGCCAUUCUUUAUCUCCAUGAAGAAUGGGAUGAACAAGUUAUCCACAGAAACAUCACCUCUUCUUCAGUCAUUCUUGAUCCAGACAUGAAUCCAAGACUUGGUAACUUUGCCCUUGCAGAAUUCUUGUCAAGAAAUGACCAUGCCCAUAAAGCAGCCACUAAGGGAAAUAAAUCUGUUCGUGGGAUUUUUGGUUACAUGUCACCGGAGUACAUGGAAUCUGGGGAAGCAACACCAAUGGCUGAUGUCUAUAGUUUUGGUGUUGUAGUGCUUGAGGUGGUCACAGGACAUAUGGCAGUAGAUUUCCGGCGACCGGAGGUGCUAGUAGUCAACAGAGUUCAUGAGUUUCAGGCACAGAAAAGACCACUGGAGGAACUCGUUGAUAUAAGGUUGAACUUCGAGUACGAUCAUAAGGAACUGAUGAGACUUCUGAAUUUGGGAAUUGCAUGCACUAGAUCCAACCCAGAAUCAAGGCCAAGCAUGAGGCAGAUUGUGAGCAUUCUCGAUGGUAAUGAUAAAUUCUUCACGGCAGCAGAGCAAAGGAAGGAAAGUAGAGAGGGAUGGAAAGAAAACAAUGCUUCUUCCUUGUCACUGAUUAAGAGAAUCCAAGCUCUGGGGAUACAAUGAGCAAACAGUUACAAUUUUUUAGUUUUAU
Messenger RNA from Manihot esculenta (cassava), 3066 nucleotides. Its product is annotated as receptor like protein kinase S.2. Gene Ontology annotation, molecular function: ATP binding; protein kinase activity. The transcript has a single exon. Bases 534 to 3038 code for a protein of 834 amino acids. Gene Ontology annotation, cellular component: plasma membrane. Gene Ontology annotation, biological process: protein phosphorylation. The record is from RefSeq and is a predicted model, not a curated record. NCBI's taxonomy places the organism in Eukaryota, Viridiplantae, Streptophyta, Magnoliopsida, Malpighiales, Euphorbiaceae.